This is a messenger RNA of Cylicocyclus nassatus, 2223 nucleotides long. The record is from the annotation of a GenBank genome assembly. Lineage: Eukaryota; Metazoa; Nematoda; Chromadorea; Rhabditida; Strongylidae.
AUGUGCAUUCCUUCUGUACUUUGCACAGCUACGGAGGAGCUACAGCUUAAAGAUGAAGCGCAUCACUGCGCUUGCGAAUGCGUCGCUGCUGCGCCUAGCUCUGUCACUCCCCGAUGUGGCUCACAGCUGAUUACAAUAGAAGUGAAAUUCAAUCCCAAUUACUACGCAGAUGGAAAAUUCACGGACUGGAUUGUAGUUGGUGUUUCAGGCCGACCAGAAUGUCGCCUUCGAGGAAACGGCGAAACACAGUACGUGAUUGAAAUUGCUGUAUUCAAUGACCCAUGCCUCACGCAGAUGCCGGCUCCAGGCGUGUUCCAGAACAGAAUUCGUAUAGGACAAAAUCCUGCAGUAAUUCUACAAGGUGAUCAGACGCUCACUGUAAAAUGCGUCUACGGACUGCCUGAGGUGGAAACGCUACCACUACCGAUCGUCAGCCCGAAUUUCAAUAUUGAAAGCGGAGCAACCACAUCCGUCGGUCUUCCUUCUGGUGCCAUCAUUCCGACAUCUCACACCAUCACUGGCACGCUACCGCAACCUCAACUCCAACCACAUCCUUCCGUCACUGGACGAGCAGGCUCCGGGGCCUUAGAAAUCUCGGAGAGUACACAGGAUCCCGACAAGCACGUCAGUGUCGAUGUGGCCAGUAUCGGUACCCAGUUAGAGGAACUGCUCAGGAGACAAAAUCUCAAUAAUGCUAAUGGACAUCAAGGUGUACAUGCGAAUCAGUUGACAGAUAUAUUAGAUGGCCGAAAUCCCGGCCCUAAUUCAAUUGUCCCUCAGUUGCCUUCACGCAUCACGGAUAGGACAGGAAGCAGCGAAGGAACAAGGAAUAUCAACGAUAUUAGCGACACACAAGUAGGCAGUCACGCCGUGGAGCAGCCCGCGAAGACUGAUACUGCGACUGUUGACGGGAACAAUGCUGGAGCGCAGCAGCGUAGCCGUGCGGGUAAUCUUUCUGUCUGGUUAUUACCAUUACUUCUUGGAGCAGUACUGCUCGCUUUGUGCAUCCUCUGUUGCCUCUAUGUAUGCCUGAAAAGGAGGCAUGAGGCAAAGCAGAACCGAUCACGUCUGCUUGUUGGUAUCCCUGGAGGACCCAAUGCAGCGAAAAACAACGCUCAUCAUCUAUGGUGGGGUGGCAGAGAUGGUAGCCGGGGUGAUCGAGUUGAUUAUCCAGAGGGACACUCCAAUUCUGCUGCCAUUUCACCUUCUGACUCACAAGAAACUUCAUCAACAGCACAGGCAACACGCAGCGCAUCUUCUGCGCCAUCUGCCAAGCCGCGGGGAAUAUUCAAGAAAAAUUCUGGUAGAAACAUUGACAGAGAGGAUGCCACACCUUCUAUGCGAGACAUGUAUGGAGCAUCUAGAGAUGGCAGUAAUACAUCGCACUAUGCUGCGUCAGGAUUUUAUGGAAGAAAACAAUUUGAGGCUGAUGUUCCAAGCCGGCAGCCGAGUUCAACUCGCGCCGACUAUUUGAGUACGUCGGAAAAGACCAAUAACAACGGGAUGAACUUGAGGUCAAAUUUGGAAGAAUACGUGCAGCGAGCUCAUUCUCAGCGCAACAGCCAGCGUAGCCAGUAUGCGUCUCGUUUGGAGUUUAACGAGCCGGACUUGUUUAGCGAACGUGGAGUGGACAUUGGCGCGGAGACCAGUGGGCAGCAGAUACUGCCAAAGAGCUACUCGGAAUGGCGUCACUGCCUUAUUGCUGGGUCGUCAAUGAACAGAGCAGGUAGCCUAAAGGUGACUUCGCUCGAAGAGGAGGCUGGUCGUCCUGAGGAUUCUGGAAUAUCCUCAUAUAGAUCUAUAACAGAAAUAUAUCAUGCUGCUGAAACUGCAGAGCAGGGUAAACCGGAAGAGACUCACAAGGGAGAACUUCUGGUUGAACACCGCGAUGUUCCUUCGGUGGAGGUGCUGGAGAAGUGCGUUCUACCUAUUCGUGGAUUUGGCGCUAGAAAACUGACAGAGCAGGAACUUGGUCGUUGGCGCCAACUCCUGAUACGGGACACCAUGUUCAGACGACAAUUGUUGAUGAGCACGAGUGUCCAAGAACUAGACGACAUCUCACAACAGCCCGAGUACCGUAAUCUAUUUACACGUGAAAAAUGGGCACAGAUUAUGCAGUGUGUAUAUAAUGCGCUCAAUCAGAAUACUGCUCCAACACUUGAGACUGCGACGUCAAGUUCUCAAUUAAAUGUCUACAUUGGUAACGUAGGCUCCGACUGGUGA